Molecule: messenger RNA, 1135 nt
Organism: Kockovaella imperatae
Lineage: Eukaryota; Fungi; Basidiomycota; Tremellomycetes; Tremellales; Cuniculitremaceae
Product: mitochondrial carrier domain-containing protein
Exons: 11
Coding region: 99-1043 (314 amino acids)
Biological process (GO): transport
Molecular function (GO): transmembrane transporter activity
Source: RefSeq, a predicted model, not a curated record
CCUAUCUGAGAAUAUCAGUCGCGAGAAUUUGGCUAAGAGUCGGUCUGCGUAUUUCACUCUGCGACUAGACGUCUGAAGCGGAUUUUGGUAUUCAAGAAAUGGACAUUGAGAAGAAUGUCAACAAGGUAUCGCCAGCCGUCGAUUUCUCAGCUGGAGUCCUCGCUGGAGUGACUGGAUUGAUUGCCGGUCAACCGUUUGACGUGGUCAAAUGUCGUUUCCAGACUGUACAGUAUGCAGGUCGAUACGAUUCGACGUUCUCAGCUCUCAGGUCUAUACUCAAGGAAGAAAGGGUCGCUGGUUUGUUCAAAGGCGUCACGUCACCGAUGGCCGGGAUAGCCUUUAUCAACGGCGUCGUCUUCACUUCCUAUUCCAUGUUUAUGAAUCUACAACUGCCGAAUGCCGAUUCCGAUGUCUCUGAACCUUCACUGGCCAAGAUCUGUCUGGCCGGGGCAGGUAGUGGAGUCCUCGCGUCACUCAUCGCGUGCCCGACCGAGCUUGUCAAGAUCCGGCAACAAUCCGCUCCUCCGCAUCUUAAUCCCUCAACGUUAUCGGUCUGCCGGAGCAUCCUCGCAACGGACGGACUGAGAGGUCUCUAUCGUGGUUUACCAGCGACUGGACUGAGAGAUUUAGCUUAUGGACCGUAUUUCGGCACGUACGAAGCUGUCUGCCGAUUCUUCAAAUCGCGUAAACCUCCUGUCGACUCUCCGUCUCCACAUCGAAAUCGCCAUACGAGUCUGAUUGACGAGGCGGAGGAGGAAAUGGCGACGUUGACAUGGCCAGAGUUGAUGACUGCUGGAGGUCUGGCCGGAGUGGUAGCUUGGCUGGUAACAUUUCCUCUGGACGUGUUCAAGACGCGGAAUGGAUCAAUGCAACGUCACCGGUCAGCGUCCAAGCCUUCACUGUAUCGCGUUGGAGCCGAUGCUAUUCGGACGGAAGGCUGGCGAGUCAUGUUUGCAGGACUGGGACCGACAUUAAUGCGAGCUGUCCCUACCAACAUGAUCCUCUUCUUGACAUUUGAGGGCAUCGUGACAUUACUAUCGUGAGAAACAGUCGCCAAAGUCGGAUCGGCAUCUCCCCAUAUGCGCGGUCAGCGACAGCGACUCGCGCGAGCCCAUUGCGAACGACGUGCUGGCCA